Molecule: messenger RNA, 2018 nt
Organism: Prunus avium (sweet cherry)
Lineage: Eukaryota; Viridiplantae; Streptophyta; Magnoliopsida; Rosales; Rosaceae
Source: RefSeq, a predicted model, not a curated record
UUAUCAUAUGACUUAUCAGUGCUGGGCUCGUCUGACAGAGCAGUAGCAGAGAUGGCGAUAGGCUCAAAUUAUGGAGCUUUCAUGGAGAAAUUCGUUCUGCAACCACACUCUUCAUCACAUGACCUUCCUUUGAGUGGCCUCACUUUUGCUGUCAAAGACAUAUUUGAUGUGGCUGGAUAUGUGACUGGAUUUGGAAAUCCUGAUUGGGCAAGAACUCACCCAGCUUCCGAAUCAACAGCUCAAGCUGUUUCGGCAAUCUUGAGGGGAGGUGCCACAUGUAAUGGUAAAACUGUCAUGGAUGAAAUGGCAUACAGUAUAAAUGGAGAGAACAAGCAUUAUGGUACACCCAUAAAUCCAUGCGCACCGGAUAGGGUGCCUGGAGGAUCAUCUAGUGGCUCUGCUGUUGUAGUAGGUGGAGACCUUGCAGAUUUUUCCUUAGGAACUGACACUGGAGGAAGUGUUAGAGUUCCUGCCUCAUAUUGUGGAAUUUUUGGAUUUCGGCCAUCUCAUGGUGUCAUUUCUACUUCUGGAGUUAUUCCUAUGGCACAAAGUUUUGAUACUGUGGGAUGGUUUGCCAGGAAUCCUGCGAUUUUGAAUAGAGUUGGAAGAGUGUUACUGCAAUUGUCUGAUAUGAAUCCUGUCGGACCUACUCAGUUAAUCAUUGCAGAUGACUGUUUCCAGCUUUCAAGCAUUCCAAGCAAUCGAGUAAAACAAGUACUUGUUGACUCAGUUGAGAAGUUAUUUGGGGGUCAUGUUAUAAAGCAUGCUAACCUUGGGGACGUUGUUAAGGACAAAGUUCCAAGCUUGAACUGUUUCUUGGAUAAAGGAAAUGCAGGUCAAGAGUAUAAUAUUCCAUCCUUGGCAGCCCUAUCAAGUGCCAUGCGUCUACUUCAAAGGUAUGAGUUCAAGAACAACCAUGGUGAAUGGGUCAGUACAGUCAGACCUGAUUUAGGUCCUGGGAUAGCAGAACGUGUAUGGGAAGCUGUUCGAACAACAGAUGAAAAUGUCGAUGUAUGUCACUUUGUGAAGAAUGAAUUUCGUGCUGCUCUUACUGACCUUCUUGGGGAUUUUGGUGUCCUCGCAAUUCCUACAGUUCCAGGGGCUCCCCCAAAACUGCAAACAGAUCCUACUACACUGGAAACUUUCCGUGCCAGGGCUUUUAGCUUGCUAUCCAUUGCCGGAGUAUCUGGGUUCUGCCAGGUUAGCAUACCACUAGGCCUGCAUGAUGACCUACCUGUUUCAGUUUCCUUGUUGGCAAAACACGGCUUGGAUGGCCUCCUGCUCAAUCUUGUUGAGACUCUUUAUGACACUCUCAAAGAACAGGUUGGAAACUUGGGGUUGCUGACAAGAUUAUGAGUUGCAAUUUCUGAUCUCUUCCUCACGUAUGAGUGUAAGUUCUGAUGUCUAAAAUAGACAGGAAUUUCCCCGCUUUCAUCCUUGUGUAUGGCUCAUGAACAAGUAGUUAUACUAGCAAACUCAUUUGAGCCUGACCAAUUGGCCCAGUUUCAAGCCGUUAAAGCUUUUAUAACAGCUUUUAUGGUCACAUUUCCAGAUACUAAUAAUAUCUUGUGAGAGCACCCAAAAGUAGGUAAAGAAAUAAGGCCCUUGUGGUUCUUCUGCACAAUAGGCCAUUAAAAAUUAUGAAGAACCUACUUCGGUUGCUCUUGCUGCCAUUAAAUUUAAACUAGUAGAAGUGACGUAAGUAGUGGCAAAUGCCUGGUCAAGGAAGAAGGCGGGGGUAGAGGUAGGUAGUAGGUAAGUUAAACAAGAGCGGGCGCUCUCUUCAGCCUCUGUCAACCUACUUUGGUUGCUCUUGCUGCCAUUAAAUUUAAACUAGUAGAAGUGAAGUAAGUAGUGGUAAAUGCCUGCUCAAGGAAGAAGGUGGGGGUAGAGGUAGGUAGUAGGUAAGGUAAACAAGAGUGGGCGCUCUCUUCAGUCUCUGUCAACCCUGCGUUCAACAAAUGACAACUUGUAUUUUAUGGGCUUCUCACUUCAUUAAUCUUUUAUUUUUCGGUCAA